Molecule: messenger RNA, 4336 nt
Organism: Lampris incognitus (smalleye Pacific opah)
Lineage: Eukaryota; Metazoa; Chordata; Actinopteri; Lampriformes; Lampridae
Product: myoneurin-like
Exons: 7
Coding region: 729-3017 (762 amino acids)
Biological process (GO): regulation of transcription by RNA polymerase II
Cellular component (GO): nucleus
Molecular function (GO): RNA polymerase II cis-regulatory region sequence-specific DNA binding; DNA-binding transcription factor activity, RNA polymerase II-specific; protein binding
Source: RefSeq, a predicted model, not a curated record
UAUUCCUCGUAAACCCACUGUCCGGUGGUUUAAACUUUUGGCAGAUCCCAUUUCUUCUGAGAUGUGACGAUAAGUCAGAAUUGCUGGAAAACGUUCCAAAGGAGGAACAGAUAGAGAGUGGCGUUACGGGCAGGGCGAUAGUCCACAUCAAACCAGAUUACAUUUCCGGGCAUGUAUACAUUUUGGGCACAGGUGUUCCCACUGAGAAUAGACCCACCAUAACCGUCUUUCCAUCCAAGUGUUUUUAUUCAAAUUUUGUCUUUUCGAAUAAAGCUGGAUGGAAAUGACGUAUGUAGACUGAAGUCAACAAAAUUUGCGUAAAAGUUUGUACACUCCCUCGAGGUGCGUAAAUGUUUUAUUUGAUUAGAAAAAAAUGCGAAUAGAUUUUAAUCACAUGAUAAUAUUUCUUGAUCUUAACCGCCCCGUCUUUCUCAUGGAUGUCAAAGUGUGGACAUAAGACGUAGGCCUACAUUCAGGGUUUUUAUUCGUUUAAACAGAUUUAACGGAAAUGCAUCUUAAUUCGCAUGAAUUACUUUGCGACGUUUAAUUACUUAGUUAUACUUAAAUUAAUUAAAUAAAUGGUUUAAUCAUAUUUUGCGAAUGCAACAUUUAAUUAUUCAACUCGAAAUUUAUCUGAAAUUUUGAUGGAAUCAUAACCGGCGUCUAUUUACCCACUGACCUAGAGAAGGACUGGAUCCCAAAUCUCUGAUGUUGUUAGCGUAGUGCUCAUGUUCCCCUAUGUUUUGUCUAUAAGCUGCUUUGAUGUUAACUCUUGUGUCAGUAUUAUCCUGACCACAGAGAUGGCACAUAUGACGAGUCACGGGAAGCUCCUCCUGCAGCGACUGCAUCAGCAGCGAGAGAUGGACUUCCUGUGUGACAUCACCAUCGCUGUGAAAGACGUGGAGUUCCGGGCCCAUCGCAACAUCCUGGCCGCGUUCAGCAUGUACUUCUCCUCCCAGGCCAGUGAAGGUCAGGAGGUCAUGGUGCUGGACCAAGAUAAAGUCAGCUGGUACGCACUGGAGAAGCUGCUGGAGUUUGUCUACACAGGACAGAUGAGUCUCAGCAGUAACGGGCUAGCUUCGGUGAAUAACGCGGCGGUCUUCCUGGGAAUGCCUGAGGCCACGCAGUACCUGAAGGACAACCCCAACUGGGCGGACCCGAACGCUGUAUCCCAAACGGAGGCAACAGUGGAGUCUGCCCUCACCUGCCCUUCUACCGCCGCCGAGCCCAGGCCUUCCUCUCCUGUGGCACCUGAUACCCCAGCGGAGUUUGAGCCCCUCUCUGUUUCCGAGUACAGUGAGGAGAAGGACACUGGCGGGGGAGGUGGAGAGCAGCAGGAGGAGGAGAGUGAUGGCAAGAAGAGAGAGGGACAGGAGGAGGAAGCGGAGAAGGAUGAAGAGACAGUGGUGGAGGACAAAAGCGAUGAAGAUUACACCCCGCCAACCCCCCGAAGCACACAGAGAGGACAGGGCAGGAAGAGGGGCAGGAAGCCCAAGAUGAUGAGUGCAGACCGAGCUAUAUCCACCACCAGCAGCGGAGACGCUGAAGCCCCGCCCCUCGCUCACAGAGGCCGAGGCAGGGGGAGGGGGAGGAGGGGGAGAGGUAGAGGUAUCGGCAGAAGUAAAGAGCGCCCCUCAGGAGAGUUGUCUGACGCUGGCAUGAAGGAGGAUGGUGACAUGUCCCCAGGGGGAACUGCAGCCAAGAGGGCGCGGCGGGGUAGCAGAGGGGGCAAGAGAGGCAGAGGGAGUGUAAGAGGACGAGGUAGAAGAAGGGAUCUCCAUUCAGGCAGCUCAGAAGAAGAAGAAAAGGAAGAGGAUAAUAGGGUGAAGAAUUCAGAGGGGGAGGGAGGGAACGAGAUGGAGGGAAUGUACAAGGUGGAGGACAAGGAUGGGGACUGGGUCCCGGAUGAGGAGAAGAAACCACUUGAGAGAGUCAAGAAAACGACGGUGUGCAGCGAGUGCAACAAGGUUUUCACUGAGGCCAGUAGCUUACGCAGACACAUGAAGAUCCACCGGGGACUGAAGCCAUUCAAAUGCAUAUUCUGCUCCAAAACCUUCAGACAGGGAACCCAGCUGAAAACUCACCUGCGCAUACACACAGGAGAGAAACCUUUUUCUUGCACCCACUGCGAGAAGUGUUUUGCCCAGAAGUGCCAGUUGGUAGCUCACUGCAGAAUGUACCACGGGGAGGAGAAACCCUAUACUUGUGAGCGCUGUGGCCUCAAGUUUGCUACGUCGUCCAACUAUAAAAUACACAUUAGACUGCACAGCGGGGAGAAACCGUACGUCUGUGACGUCUGCGGUCAGGCCUUUGCACAGUCCAGCACGCUGACCUAUCACAAGCGACGACACACUGGAGAGAAACCCUACCAGUGUGACACAUGCGGCAUGUCCUUCUCCGUGUCCUCCUCGCUCAUCACACACGCACGCAAACACACAGGAGAGACUCCGUACAAGUGCCCGCAUUGUGAGACGAGUUUUGCUACGUCUUCAGAGAUGAAGAAACAUAUACGCAGGCUCCAUCCUGAGGGUAACCCGGGUGUGCAGUGCCUGCUGUGUGGUAACCGGUUUGCCAGUGUGAGGAACAUGAUAAAGCAUCAGGAGAAGGCGCAUGCCGAUGAGGUGCGACAUCACAAGGAGAGAGCCCGUGCUGUAUUCCUUCUGGCUUCGACCCAUCCUGUGGCCAUCGUCCAGAGCAAACUCGCCCAAGGCAGCAGUAAAAGCCCGGUCUCCGUCUCUGACAUGGAGCCACACAACCCGGAGCCAGCCACCCCAGACCCCAAAGUCAUGGUGACUACCACAAUCCCCAUCCACAACCUCAAGACAGAGCCCUCUGACCCCGCCAUCACCAGCCCUGAGGCAGUCAACUUUGAACCUGACUCGGAGCCGACCAUCAGCUCCGACACCCUGCACGCACUGGUGGAGCAGCUGCGACCAACCUCCCCGGCCCAGGGUCUGCAGCAGAUUGUCAUCAUCCGGACCCUGGAUAACGGGGAGCCCAGUCCCUCUCAGUCAUGAUUCUGGAAGCUCCACCCCCCACCCCCUCCCGGCCGCAGCGUUCCAUUCAGGAGAACGUUUUCACAUUUUGGCCUGUUCGCUCCCUCUAUCAUUCAGAAAUAUUCAGCUUCUAUCAUGAACUGACUCGCCCAUGGCUGCGAUCAUAUGAUACAAUUUCCUUUGAUUUAUAAUAAUUAUAGAGAACUGGCAUAUUGGUGAGACAUUACUGAAACAUUUCCAAGAUUCUGUAGCAGAAAGUGCAAUAAAUGCCAAUAUACAGUGACAAAAAGUUUGGUUUAUUAACUUUGUCCCAAAAUCACAAUUAUUAAAGUAAAUCGUUAUGACAUCUAGCACAUUAAUUGGGAUUUGUCAUUUUAGCUGUAGUCAUGUUGCUCCUCAUGCCCAGGAGACCUCCGUCAUCACUGACACUACAGGUUUUGCCCACAUAAUUGUUAGCAGUUUGUUUUGUCACUAUGGCCCAGGACACAGAACCAAAUACUUACUACUGCUCUGCUGUGUUUAUGGAAGUAUAAUUUUAGACGUGGAUUUCAAAACAAAAUUGAGUUAUGGGGAUGGUUGGUCCCUAGAGAUGCUUUUAUGGUUCAUGAAUAUUUUCUAGGAGUGUUUAUAUUGAAAACUUGAGUGUUUUGUUAGAGUGUAAUAUAGCCUUGUCUGAAACUCUGGUUAGAAAUAAGAGAAACUGCUUUUUCAUAAUGUGAAAUUUCUGAUUCAAUGGGUUGAGGGAUGGGCAGAUACGCAGCCUGGUGGUCGAGGACAAGGUCGCACCUUUCAGCCCAUUGACUUCUACCAAGUCCAGCGACAGCCAUGUUCUGUCAGGGACGCUGAACUCAAAGCAAAACCAGUCGCUGUAUGUUGAUCUGGAGGGUGAGCUAAAUGGAUCAAUAAGGGUCUUGUAAUUUGCAAGGGAACGACUAUUUCCUCGACUGGCCAAAGCAGUUAGUGCAUUCCAAAGUUGACCAACUACUCUCACCAUUUAUUUGGUUUAAUAUGAAUGUUGGAUGAGAAAAUGAGUUCUAAAUGGCUAUGUCAGAGGUCGGCAAAGAACCGUUUAACCUUAAUUUGAUGAUGCUGUUUUCAGUAGCCUAAGCGAUGGUGCCCAGUUGUGGGCAUUCUUGGUCCCCAGUUGUAGGCAUCCUUGGUGCCCAGUUGUGGGCAUUCUUGAACAUUGUUUGUCUGUUAAAUCUGUAAAUGCUUGAAAUGAGAUGGUGAUUUUUUUGUCGACUGACACGUUAUCCAUGUUAAAAACGCAUAUCAGGCUUUCCUUGAAAUGGCAAGUAAAAAAAAAACCUGUUUUAAUCAGCUGUUUAAGCUGUCUUUUU